This is a messenger RNA of Penaeus chinensis, 1901 nucleotides long. RefSeq names its product transcription factor HES-1-like. The transcript has 2 exons. The coding region runs from base 89 to 1288 and encodes 399 amino acids. NCBI's taxonomy places the organism in Eukaryota, Metazoa, Arthropoda, Malacostraca, Decapoda, Penaeidae. The record is from RefSeq and is a predicted model, not a curated record. Gene Ontology annotation, cellular component: nucleus. Gene Ontology annotation, molecular function: DNA-binding transcription factor activity, RNA polymerase II-specific; protein dimerization activity; RNA polymerase II cis-regulatory region sequence-specific DNA binding. Gene Ontology annotation, biological process: anterior/posterior pattern specification; regulation of transcription by RNA polymerase II; regulation of neurogenesis.
GCCUUCACAGGUGUGGAUGUAAGCGCUCGAGCUCCUCCACCGCGCCGCCACCGCACACGUCCACUCGCUCCACUUUUCGCGCACCACCAUGGGGGUUCAGCAGCAGCAAGUCGUGAACAAGGCCAGAGCGCCGAAACCCGUCAGCGAAGCACGGAAGAUUCGGAAACCGCUCAUGGAGAAGAAGCGGCGAGAGCGGAUCAACACGAGCCUGAACGACUUGGCGAGACUCCUGACGGACGCCAAGAUGGUCAAGUCCGACGGCGGCAAAGCCAACAAGCUGGAGAAGGCUGACAUCCUUGAGCUGACCGUCAAGCACCUGAAGGCACUGAAGACCGAGGGAGGAGACGCCACAGCCGAGAGCAACCCGACGGAAGAGCCUGCGAGCGCCAGUUACAAGGAGGGCUUCACGAAGUGCAUGGGCGUCGUGGACCAGACGCUCAGCAAGGCGGGGAAGGACGCGCUCAGGGAGCGGCUUCUGACUCACCUCCAGUCCUGCCUGAAGACACUGCAGCCUGCCGCCUCGCCUACAGACGCCCGCGACGCCCACACUCCGCAGCCGUCGGAGGACACGCCCAGCAGACUCGCCGCGCCAGAUGCACCUGUCACGCCCGCGACCAGCGAGGACGCACAGGAGCCAUCUACAGUGCAGCAGGAGGGUGCCAAAGACGACAGUGCCUCAAAGGACAGUGCCAACCCGGAGAGUGCCGCGAAGGAGGCCCCGCGAUUUACCCUGGUGCCGACCCGCCUCCCGACAGGAGCGGUCGCGUUCCUGAUCCAGGGCGGGUUGGACCCCCGGCUCCUCCUGCCGCAGGAUCUCACAGUUAUAUCCUCAAGUGCCACGAGUGUCCCCACGCCCUCGCCCGUCGCCUCCCCCACGCCCGCAGCGCAGCCCGCAGCCUCCGCCGCCCAGUGUCCACCCACGCCUCCUCCCUCCUCCACCCCCUGCGCUCCAACACCGUCGCCUUCAGCCUCUCCGUCCGCCACGCCCACCUCCUCGCCCGCGCCCUUGCCAGUGCACUACCAGUGUUCCUCUCCCGACCCAGUGCAGUAUCCCACACACCCUCACGCCCACAGCCCGCCCACACCCCCGCCCAGCGUCUCUCCCCAAAGUUUCCCUCGCGAGUUUUCCCACUUCCAGCCGAGUACGAGUAGCGAGGAGGAGGAGGAGAUGGACACAGAUGAAGCCUUGUCCGAGGAGGAGGACGAGGAGGACGUGGAGAUCGACGUCGAGGUGGAGGACGACGGUCCCUACGACUUGAGUAUGAGGAGGAUGUGGCGUCCUUGGUGAAGCUAGAGGGACGAGGAGAACGCACGUUGCAGUGGGGGCUGGAAAUUAUGUGACGAAAAUGGUGCAUAUGUGAUCAGAAGGAACCUCGAUAACCCAUAUGUGAUAACCUUUAAAAUGGGCGAAGGUGAUGCGAUAGAAGAUUAUACAUUUUUAUCUUUAGUUUCUUUAUCGUCGUCAUUAUUCUUUCAAAGCUUAUUUCUCUAUUUAUUCGUCUAUUCUUAUUUUUUACUGAUCACUUUUUCCAACACUCAUAACGAAUCGUGACAUAGUUUUUAAAGUGUCCUCCUGUAACAGACAGUGUACGUGGUGCCGACCUGUGAUAAUUAAAUAUAUGUGACAAUCUUACGAACUUAUAUUACAAACGGAUUAUCUACUUACUUAUUUUUUUCCACGAACCGAGUGGAAUAUUUUUUUUUUUAAAUCGUUUCAAAUUCUUACACAAUUAUUUGAUAUCAUCUCUUCCUAGUUAUUCUGUACUUGAUUUUUUCCCUUUUCUUUCGUAUAAUAUAUAAGUUUAGUAGCUUACUCUGUUUUAUCUUUGUAAGUUGUUAACGUCUACUAUUCUUCAAAGAUCAAUAAAUAUUCUUUUGGCUGUGAUAUUUAUAUAUUUAAG